Molecule: messenger RNA, 1465 nt
Organism: Ceutorhynchus assimilis (cabbage seed weevil)
Lineage: Eukaryota; Metazoa; Arthropoda; Insecta; Coleoptera; Curculionidae
Source: the annotation of a GenBank genome assembly
CUUUGGAAAAGAUAACUGUCACAAUUUUUAUUGAAGAAACUCUCGGCACCAUAUUCUAGGAAAAUAGUAAAUUUUCUGCGAUCAUCGUCAUCAAUACCUUCACUUAUAUAAUUUCUAAACUUUCUUUUUUCUCAUCCAUCUAGGUAACCUAUUAGGUUUCGCCGCAGGCAUAGGAUUCGCAUGGAGUUCUCCAGUUCUACCAAAACUCAAAGAGGCCGACAGCCCUCUAAGCAGCCCCAUCGACGCUUCUCAAGAAAGUAUCAUAGCCGCCAUUUUGUGCGUUGGCGCAGCGAUAGGACCCUUUCUUUAUGGCUAUUUGGCUGACAAAAUCGGCAGAAAAAAAACGUUGAUCGCCAUCGCUAUGCCUAUGGUUAUCGGCAUCACUAUUUUAGCAUUUGCAAGUGAAGUGAAACUUUAUUAUCUUGGAAGAUUACUUUACGGUAUUGGCAAUGGUGGCGUGUUCACAGUACUAACCAUGUACACUGGUGAAAUCACAGCAGAACACAACCGAGGAAAAUUCAGCUGCAUUCUGGGUAUUUUCGUAGCCCUUGGUGUACUCUAUCCCUUCUCUAUAGGCACCAUGCUUUCCAUAAAAGUAUUUUGUCUGUCUUGUUUAGUCCCACUAACACUUUUUAUAGUGCUAUUUACUAUUUUCGCACCAGACAGUCCAACUUAUUUAGUCAGGAAAGGUUUAUAUAAUGAAGCUGAAGUAGCUCUGCAUAAUUUACGCAAUAUAGCCAGAGACCAGGCUAAAAAGGAAGUAGAAGAGCUGCAAAGAAUUGAAGAACGACAAGGCAGAGAAAAAGGUGGAGUUGUUGUCCUAUUUAGAGGUAAAGGUACACGUAAGGGUUUUAUGGUAGCUGCAGGCUUAUUAAUACUGCAACAAUUCUCCGGUAUCAAUGCCGUGAUUGGGUUUAUGGAAGGCAUAUUUAGAGCAAGUGGAAGUAGUGUACCUACUCAAAUGGCUACAACAUUUGUAGGCUCCAUUCAAGUCGUCACUGUAUUCUUAACAGCAUCAAUCAUCGAGAAGCUUGGAAGGAAAUUCCUACUUUUAAUAUCAACCAUUGGAUCAGCUGUAUCAAUUAUUCUACUAGGCUUAUACUUCUUUUUGCAAAAACUACAAUUUGCUAUGCUAGCAUAUUUCUGGUGGUUUCCUAUCACAUGUCUCAUACUCUAUAUGAUUAGUUUCAAUUUGGGACUUGGUCCAGUGCCAUGGACAAUACUCAGUGAAAUAUUUCCUGAUAAUGUGAAAUCGAGUGCAUUGGCUUUGGCGUCAGGCACAUGCUUUGGAGUGUCGUUUGUUGUUACGAUGGCUUUUCCAAUUAUUAGUGAAAUGUUGGGUAUGGCCCAAUCGUUUUGGUUGUUUGGCGUUUGCUGCGUUAUUGGGAUUGUGUUUAUCCAGUUUGUCGUACCUGAAACUAAGGGAAAGAAGGUGGCGGAAAUUCAAGAAAUGCUUAGUAGAUAA